Molecule: messenger RNA, 2344 nt
Organism: Megalops cyprinoides (Indo-Pacific tarpon)
Lineage: Eukaryota; Metazoa; Chordata; Actinopteri; Elopiformes; Megalopidae
Product: histone acetyltransferase KAT7-like
Exons: 14
Coding region: 189-1841 (550 amino acids)
Biological process (GO): regulation of DNA-templated transcription
Cellular component (GO): nucleus
Molecular function (GO): zinc ion binding; histone acetyltransferase activity
Source: RefSeq, a predicted model, not a curated record
AGAUACAGCAUAUGUGACGCGAGUCAUUAUGUGUUGUACUUGUGCAUGUGGCCGAUAGAAAAGAAAGUUAGUGAAUUAGCAACCUACGUAAGAAAUUCUGAUAUCGCCACGGCACACCACUCAGUCUGUUGAACAGUUGGUCUUGAGACAUUCAAUUCUCCGUAACCGGUCUAACAGCUCACAGAAACAUGCCGCGUAGAAAGAGAACUGCAGGAAGCAGGUCCGAUGGAAUGGAAGACUCGGAUUCCUCUGCUGACCUUGAGCACACGGACAGCUCCGAGAGCGACGAAAACACCUACAAGAAUGCACGCCUCACCCGCUCUUCGGUGCGUCUCAGCCAGAGUUCACAAGCAGCAGAAUCGAAGCAAACCGUGGACCAGGGUGAGUCUCCGCCACGCACUCCCACAGAGAACGCCCCUUGCUCGGAUUCGGAUGCUGACAUCUUCAGCCCAAACGAUGAAAGCCUGGCCAAGGAUCCAUUGCUCCAGGACUCGGGGAGCGACCUCUCCCAGCGGCCAAAGCGCCACCGCUUCCACGAGAGCUACAACUUCAGCAUGAAGUGCCCCACACCUGGCUGCAACUCCCUGGGUCAUCUGACAGGGAAACAUGAAAGGCAUUUCUCCAUAUCUGGUUGUCCUCUCUACCAUAACCUGUCUGCGGAUGAGUGCAAGGUGAGGGCUACCCACCAUGACAAGCAGGUAGGGGAGAAGUCCCUGUCUCACCGCCAGGAAGAGAACAACAGGCAUGCCAUGUGCCACCAGGUGUCAACAGAGAGGCAGGUGAGAGACAAGGAGAAGGUGACAGAAAUGAGGAAGAGGAGGAGCUCCGGGCUGGUGAAGGAGGAGGAGAAAUGCAUGGAGCAUCAGCAGAUGCAUGGCAACACCAGAGAGCCCCUCCUGGAAAACAUCACAAGCGAGUGUGACCUGGAGCUCUUUCAAAAAGCCCAGGCACGUGCCUCAGAUUAUCUUGAAAAGCUGCGGCUUCAGGGCCAGAUCACGGAGGGCAGCAAUAUGAUCAAGACGAUCCUGUUCGGCUGCUUCGAGCUGGAUACCUGGUACCAUUCGCCCUACCCGGAAGAGUAUGCCCGCCUGGGCCGGCUCUACAUGUGCGAGUUCUGCCUCAAGUACAUGAAGAGCCAGACCAUCCUGCGGCGGCACAUGGCGAAGUGCACGUGGAAGCACCCGCCAGGAGAUGAGAUCUACAGGAAAGGGGUUAUCUCAGUCUUUGAGGUGGAUGGCAAGAAAAACAAGAUCUACUGCCAGAACCUGUGUCUGCUUGCCAAACUCUUCCUGGACCACAAGACACUGUACUAUGACGUGGAACCUUUCCUCUUCUAUGUCAUGACUGAGGCUGACAACACAGGCUGUCACCUCAUCGGGUAUUUCUCCAAGGAGAAGAAUUCCUUCCUGAAUUACAACGUGUCCUGCAUCCUGACGAUGCCACAGUACAUGAGGCAAGGCUAUGGCAAGAUGCUGAUUGAUUUCAGUUACUUGCUGACCAAGGUGGAGGAAAAGGUGGGCUCCCCUGAGCGGCCACUCUCAGACUUGGGGCUCAUCAGCUACAGGAGCUACUGGAAGGAGGUUCUACUGCGCUACCUGCACAAUUUCCAUGGCAAGGAGAUCUCCAUCAAAGAGAUCAGCCAAGAGACCGCAGUGAACCCGGUCGACAUUAUCAGCACGCUGCAGUCCCUGCAGAUGCUCAAGUACUGGAAGGGGAAGCACCUGGUCUUAAAGAGACAGGACCUGAUCAACGAAUGGAGGGUCAAAGAGACCAAAAGAGGCAGCAGCAACAAGACCAUUGACCCCAGUUCUCUAAAAUGGACCCCACCCAAAGGAACAUAGGAUCCAUCAGCACCCUAUCCCUGUUCCUAUGCUCCUGCAGAGCCAGUUGCUUGAUUGGGAGAAGGGUCCCUUCCCUUCAUAGGUAUGGGGGAGGAGAUGGUGUUUAUUUUUCAUUUUGGAUAUGUUGUGUAAUUUUAGCUUAGUUCAGGUUUUGUCUAAUGAAUCCCACCAUUCUCACCUUCAUUCUACACAUAGUUUUACUGCUGUUUUAGGUUACAGAAAUAAUUUUAAAACAUAAACCGUUUUAAAACUGUUUUUAUCACUACUUGAAUGUUAAAAUUUGAAUGGGAAAAUGCCUCCAACAGAGGUAGAAAAGUACAUGGUCAACUUUAUUGAAAGGCCACUGAUUAUUAUUUAGAAGAGGUUAAAUUUGCUGGGUUCUGUGUUCCAGCCCAUGUUUAUUUUAAGUUUACUAAUCAGUGUGAAAAUGUUGUUAUUGCAAAAAAUGUUGUCAAAAUUUAUUUUAUGGUACCAGUGGAGUCCAUCCUUAUUGCUGAAUACAU